AUGUGUAGGAAUUAUAUUUUGCGUUUAUUCCAAAUAUUUUUCAUUUAUGAAAUAAAUACUAUCACAAAUGGAAGGAUUAUUCUGUGCCACCAGGCCAGAAGCGCCUAAGGUACCUCUGUAUAAGUGUAGUGUAGGUACAGGUAGGUAAGCUUUAAUUUUGUCUUACUUCCUCGACUCCUCGAUGUUAUAACCAGUGGAACACCUACUUAACUCGACCUAUCUUUCAGUCGUUUCGUGUACCAUACAUGGGGAUUUGGAUUAACUCCUUGACUUGAAAGAGGUCCUUUAGGUUACUUGUUUAGCAGUUAACGUCUUCUAGUUUUGGUUGAUAAUGAUGAGUCAAGAAAUUAUAUCUAAGUUUAACUCUUUGGAGAAGGUAUAUAAACGUGCAAAUUUUGAAUAAGGAACUUAAUUUUUCUUAAGAAUUUUAUUGGAUUUAUCAAAAAGAAUAAAACACUGGGUAGCCAUGAAUUUUCAAUCAAAUCUGACGCUAAAUGUAGUCAGUUACAGAAAUUUUCAAAAAUGAUAGUGGUGCUUUUUUGACUUUUAGAUUUGUAAUUUGGAUGUAAAAUCUAUGAAGUGUUAUUGCUUAAAAGUUUUCAGAGACUAAAGUAAUAUUCUCUUCGCGUACCUAUCUAUUUAAUCCUAGAUCUUAUAACAUCUACAGAUACGGAACCAUGGAUGUGGGCGAUCAACCACAUCAUAACCUAAGAACAAGGCAUAGCUUCUACAUAUCAAAAGGGUCCAAAGAUUCAGCUCAUAAAGAAUCCUUAUGCAAAUCAGAAGUCAAUGUUCCGCAAGAAAUCAUCGUAAGACCGAACAGCUCUCGAGAGACACACGUCACCUUUAGUAGCCUUGGAGAAUACUAUAAGAAAUAUGAACACGAUGAGGUACCUGUAAAAGAUUCUAGUUAUGAAGAGGUUACAACAACAGUACGCAACAAAUCAUUAACAAAUUCAGAACUUGACAAAUUAGAGAUUAAAAUAUACAGGAAUAUAUCACAAGAGCUUCAAACUGAUGAUAACUCAGUCGGUAGCUUGGAGUCUAAUAUUAAGUUUUUCAGAACGACCGUCCAAGAGAUUUUUGAUAAUUUCUACGCCAAUAUGCGCGAUUUCGAAAUUUAUAAAAAAAGAUUUAACGAAAUUCUCGCAAAGAAUAAAGAGGACGCAGUGGCUGAUAUGGAAGAGUUCAUUAAAGACAUGAUUCAACACAUAAUGUCUUCAGAAACAGUCAUUUCAACAGAGACCAAGAAUAGUAAUGAUAUACCGCCACCGCUGCCGCUGCCGCCUCCGCCUAUGACACUUAGAGACAAGGAGACAAAUGUUAGCAGCUUUGACGAUACAUCAAGUAACGAUAUGACUAUUUCAACAACCGAAAAUUUGCAAUCGGUAAUUGAAUCUUACAAAAAUGACAACUAUCUUACAGACUCUACCUUUGAUGACAAUACAUCAAAGGCGAAAGCUCCUCCAACUAAGGAAGAGAUCUUCAAUAUUUAUCUUCUAAGCGGAAGUCCUUGCGUAGAAAUUAAAAUGAAUGAUCGAAAUCUGUUAUCUGAAAUCAAUAUAAAAGAGCCGUUGAAAAUGCUAAACGAAGGUAAACACGUUGCGUCUGCAGAUAACAUGGAAAGACUCAAAGCUAAAAAGAUGGAGCUGGAGAAGUACGUGGAGCGCCAGGCACAAGACCCAAACGUGCCGGAUAGAGAAAUACCCGUCAAAGUUUCCUACGCGAAGAAGAAUAUACAUCUUAAUGAGGACUUUUCUCACGACCGUGACACUGAAAAAUCCUUUAUAACUAAACUCUGUAAUUUUUUGUGCAGAAAAUUCCGUAAAGCGACUUGAAGUCGCUGUUUUAUGUUUUUGAUUAAAUAAAUGCAUUGUUAAUAUUCAACAAUACUUUAUUGUGGACUAG
Messenger RNA from Spodoptera litura, 1908 nucleotides. RefSeq lists its product as uncharacterized. NCBI's taxonomy places the organism in Eukaryota, Metazoa, Arthropoda, Insecta, Lepidoptera, Noctuidae. The record is from RefSeq and is a predicted model, not a curated record.